AUGUACAGAGAAUACAGAUCUAUUUAUGGCUCGCCCAUCGCCCGUGUUUAUUCCUCGGAGACUAAUACAUGGAGUGGUCUCAUCUCUAUAGAGGCUUCACGUAAUAACUGUGUUUAUUUUGGUCCUAGCACCCUUGUUGGUAGUGUCCUUUACUGGCCUUCACACAAUUGGGGCGACAAGAUACUUGAGUUUGAUUUGGACACGCAGAACCUUACCGUGAUAAAGGGGCCUCCUAGUGUGAAUUAUUCCGACAAUUUCCAAAUCAUCCAGGCAGAAGAUGGUGCCGUUGGUAUUGCUGUGUUGUCUUACAAUACCCUUCCACUAUGGCAGCGAAUGGUCAAUAAUCGAGGUGAUGCCAUAUGGUUGUCGUGCAAGAUUGUUCCAUUGCAUAACCUUAUUAACAUCCCUCCUCGAACUGGGAGAAAGAGGGAAUGUCUUCGAUUGGUGGGGUAUGAUGAGGCUACCGAUGUAAUCUUUUUAGGUACCCACGACAGUGUCUAUAUGGUUCAACGCAACUCAAUGCAAACCAGGAAACUAAAUGUGACCCAUUCUCUAUAUCGCUGUUAUCCAUUCACGAGUUUCUACCCACCAGAUGAUCCACAUGUUGACUGCCCAAAGUUCUACCUACGUUUUGUUGUUUCACAAUCUAUAAGCUAA
Molecule: messenger RNA, 657 nt
Organism: Triticum turgidum subsp. durum (durum wheat)
Lineage: Eukaryota; Viridiplantae; Streptophyta; Magnoliopsida; Poales; Poaceae
Source: the annotation of a GenBank genome assembly